Messenger RNA from Brassica rapa (field mustard), 969 nucleotides. RefSeq lists its product as uncharacterized. The record is from RefSeq and is a predicted model, not a curated record. NCBI's taxonomy places the organism in Eukaryota, Viridiplantae, Streptophyta, Magnoliopsida, Brassicales, Brassicaceae.
AUGGCUCAAGACGACGCCGCCUUCGGCGCUCCAGGCGAGGAACCGACGCCUACGCCUGCGGCCGCGCCGCCCAUCACCUCAGAUUUCAUGAGCUCCGUCAUGGCUCGACUCGCUCGCCAAGACGAAGUCCAAAAGACAACCAACGACCAACUCGCUGCGUUGGUCGCGGUGCUCACAGCUCCUGACGGACAAACGAGCCGUCCCCAGCAGACACGCCGCCGCCUCUUCAACACAAACCUUACGGCAACCGGAGUCGACCAUAUCUCUGACGACUCGGAGCCUAACGACACCCUUCUCGCGGAUGCUCUCCCAGCAGGUUCAGAUCUCACAACAAUACGCGAGCUCGCCGAGCUCAAACUCAGCCUUCAACAGAUGGGCGAGAAGAUCCACCAAGUAACCAGCGCAGCUCCGCAAAUCGAGAGUGUACUCGCCGCAAUCUCGCGUACUCCUUUUACUCGCGCGCUAACUAGCGUGCAACUCGGAAAGAUAGAGAAGCUGCGCCUACCUGAGUAUAAGCCCGGCGGAGACCCGGUGGAACAUAUGACAGCUUUUAACAUCGCGAUGGCACGAGCUCGACUCCCUGACGACGAAAGGGAUGCAGGUUACUGCCAGCUUUUCGUUGAGACUCUUCACGAGCAAGCCCAGACUUGGUUCUCCCAGUUGGAGGAGAACUCAAUCGGAUGUUUCCGCGACCUAUCAGCAGCUUUUCUCAAGACAUACAUCAUGUUCAUAAAGCGCAGCGCCACCGCAUUCAGCUUAUGGAACCUCAAUCAGAAGAAGGACCAGAGCCUGCGCGAGUACAUGGAGAAAUUCAAAGCCGUAGUGUCAAAGAUUGAGAUCCCAGACGGGAUCGCUAUCGACGCCUUGCGCAAUACCUUGUGGGUCCACUCAAAGUUCCGAGAAGACCUGUACCAGAACCCAACCAAGUCGCUCCAAGACGCUAUCGCGCGCUCCGAUAACUUCAUCUGA